GUGAUCAUAAGACUAACUGAAGUUUCUUCAACUUGUCAACAAAAGAAGUUGGACUCUAGAAGAAAGACAAACUCUAGUUUCACUUCAAGUUUUCUUUGUUUCUUUGUUUACUUUCCUAUUCUAUACCAUAGUGUUUUUUUACUAAACCUUUAAACACAACUUCUUUCGUCAUUAUGAUUAAACUGUUAUUUCUAAUUUUAUUUUUAAGUAAUUUAGCUCAGUUAAAUGGAGCUGAACAUGUUUUCCUUAAUUCAGGAAUCGAUCCAUUGUCCGAUGAAAUGGUUAAUGCCAUAAACUCUUUAAAUACUACAUGGAAGGCCAAAAGAAACUUUGUUGGAGUUCAUGUUGACUAUGUUAAAGGACUCUUGGGCGUUCAUCCUUCUGAUGAUAACAUCGUUCCUUUACUGGAGGAAGAUUUCGAGGUUGCUGCAGAUAUUCCGGAAAGCUUUGAUUCUCGUGAGGCAUGGUCAAAUUGUUCAUCCAUCUCAUUCAUUCGGGAUCAAGCAUCAUGUGGUUCUUGUUGGGCUUUUGGUGCUGUUGAAGCUAUGUCUGAUCGUAUUUGUAUUGCAUCUGGUGGAGAGCUGCAAGUUGAAUUGUCUGCUGAAGAUUUGCUCACUUGCUGUCAUUUAUGUGGAUUUGGUUGCAGUGGUGGGUUUCCCGGCAUGGCUUGGUUCCAUUGGGUUCAUUUCGGUAUUGUUACUGGAGGGCUAUACGGAGGAGAAGGAUGUCAACCAUAUAAAUUCCCACCUUGUGAGCAUCACAUACCAGGCCCUAGACCUGAAUGUAAACUUGAAAAAACUCCAAAGUGUGAAAAAAAAUGCCAACCAGGUUAUCCUAAGUCUUAUCAAGAAGAUAAAUAUUAUGGAUUGAAGUCUUACAGUGUUGGAAGUGUUAAAAAGAUUCAAACUGAAAUAAUGACCAAUGGACCUGUAGAAGGAGCAUUCACUGUUUAUUCUGACUUCCUAUCUUAUUCAUCAGGUGUUUACCAACGACACUCUCAUGAUCAACUGGGUGGCCAUGCUAUUCGCAUUCUUGGUUGGGGAGUUGAAGAUGGCAUUGAUUACUGGCUCGUUGCUAAUUCCUGGAAUACAGAUUGGGGUGAUCAAGGUUAUUUCAAAAUUCGCAGAGGAACCAACGAAUGUGGAAUUGAAAGUAAAGUAAAUGCUGGACUUCCAAAGAUUUAGCUGUAAAUAUAAUCACAACAACGGAAAACUUUGGAUAAAAAUUUUUAAAUUUUGAUAAUUAUCAUGGAACUAUGUUAUUUACACUACCAAAUAAAUAAUGUUUAUGCUAUUAUUCGUGAAA
Tetranychus urticae (two-spotted spider mite) is the source of this 1305-nucleotide messenger RNA. Its product is annotated as cathepsin B. The record is from RefSeq and is a predicted model, not a curated record. Gene Ontology annotation, molecular function: cysteine-type endopeptidase activity. NCBI's taxonomy places the organism in Eukaryota, Metazoa, Arthropoda, Arachnida, Trombidiformes, Tetranychidae. Gene Ontology annotation, biological process: regulation of catalytic activity; proteolysis.